AUGAACACUUUCCCAAGAAUUUAAUAUGGUUAUGUUGGCAUGGAUUUUCUUUGAGAUCCAUACCACAGCACUUCUGCUAGGAGAAGCUUGUGGUUCUUGAUCUAUCCAAAAGUAGUCUAAUUGAUUCUUGGAAAGACAAAUUGGUAUGUAUCUAGUCUCUCUCUAUAUAGCUAUACCUCCUAUUUUCGAUUGAUAACCACUGCAUGUAAUUAUUUUCACGAUCUCUUCCAAAUUUAAAAGUUCUUGAUUUGCAUAGCUCGCAUGACCUCAUCAGAACCCGAUUCUCAGGAUCCCCAGGCCUAGAAAAGAUAAUACUUGAAAACCGCAUCUAUUUAGUCCAGAUUCAUGAAUCUAUUGGUGAUUUACUUUGUCUCCUAAUAUUAAAUAUGAAGAAUUGUAAAAGUCUUGUGGAACUUCCAAAAGAAAUGAGUAGAUUGAAUUCACUUGAAGAGCUUGUUUUAUGUGGUUGCUCAAAACUUGAGAGCUUGAAUAUGGAUUUAUAGCAUCAUCAGGGACGCAGGUUGCAUCAAAGUGAUAGAAUUGUUGCAAGCACAUCUUACAUUACAUCUUUUUUAUUGAAGCUAUUCUUUCCCUCCAGGUUUUCAGAAAUGAAAAAUUCUAGAUUUACCUCGUUCACAUUGCCACACUCUAGAUUUAACUCCAAUUUGUUUUCUUCCACUAAGCAUUAAGGACAUUGGUACACUCAAUUACCUUUCAUUAGCGGAAUGAAAAAUGCUUCAAACACUCCUAGAGAUUCCAUCCAGUUUGGUUGGGUUAGACGUGUCCUAUUGUUAUUCGCUGCAAAGAAUUGCAAAUCUGAUCCCUUUUACCAUAGCUCGUGAUUGUGAUCAGUUAGUUCACAUCCAAGAUUGGAUUAAGCUAGAAUUAAUCCAAAAGGUUGACUCACACUUGUUGAGAAUAAUGGAAAUGGUCAGCGUUCAAAUGCAGACAUGGAGAUUUCAGAUAGAACUUCAGGGCAACAGAUUCAAUGUUGUCCUUGAAUAUGAUGAAAAUGAGAUGUUGGAGUUUUAUGAGGAGGAAGGGCUAAUUCAGAAAGAGUUUGAAGAGCACUUGUCAUUCAAAAUAUCCUUACCUGCUAGACACCGGAUAUGUGGCUUUAAUCUAUUCACAUGGUUUUCUGCUACGCUAGUAUCCAAUCCGUAUCUUCAUGUUUAUCUUGAAAUCCUGAACAAUACCAAGGAUGAUCCGGUUGUUCAAAUAAAGAGGGUUGGUGUACGAAUGUUGCAUGAAGAGGAAGGAACUGAUGAUGAUAGCAGCUCAUCAAACACUAGUGAUGAUGUACAUGUAGCAGCUAAAGCAGAAAUAGCUUCUCAUAUUUUUAGAAAUUAUUAUUGCAGUGACUGUUAUGAUUUUGGUAACGAAAUUAUUAUGUGUUUUUUUGAAAAGAAAUUAAAUGUGAAAAUAAUGAUGGGUUGAGUUGAA
This is a messenger RNA of Populus trichocarpa (black cottonwood), 1443 nucleotides long. RefSeq lists its product as uncharacterized. The transcript has 3 exons. NCBI's taxonomy places the organism in Eukaryota, Viridiplantae, Streptophyta, Magnoliopsida, Malpighiales, Salicaceae. Bases 733 to 1437 code for a protein of 234 amino acids. The record is from RefSeq and is a predicted model, not a curated record.